GAUGCGCGUGGAUGCACCGAGUGGAACAUAGCAUAUUUUCCUCUUCUGGAAGAGGAGGAGACUUGAGCAGCUGUCUCGCCUUGUUUGUGCAUCAUCUUUGAUCUAAAUGGCUUCACAGGCAACAGGAUGAUGCUCCCAGCCAGAUUGGGUGCUUUGCUGACUUAAAGGGCACUCGAAGCAGGUGGAAUCACCUCAUUUCAGAGCAAGUGAGAUCAUGAGCUGGAGGCACCAUGAAUGGACGCGUUUGUUAGGAGUUUGCAUGCUCUUCAGGCUGCCUUUGGAGGUCAUGUAAUGAAUUGUUGAGGAGUUACGACGGAUGAAGAAUUUGCUGAACAGGAUUAAGUCCACACGUGCCUGAGCGCAUCAGGUGUCAGAUCAUUCGGACAUCAGCCCAGCGGACAUGGAACGGCGGGGCGGGGGUCAAGUAGAGCGUGGUCGAGAGACACACCAAGUUCUGCAGAGUACUCCUUUAGACCUGAUUGAGACUGGCAAAUCCUUGAAAGUCCAAGCGGAGCGCCCUCACCUGGUCAGUUUGGGAAGUGGACGCUUGAGCACAGCAAUCACCUUGCUGCCACUGCAGGAAGGGAGAACCACACUGGGCAGCGGAGGCACGGACAUUGCUCUACUGGGCCCCGGAAUUAAAGCUCAGCAUUGCUACAUUGAAAAUCAGGCGGGCACCAUUACCUUGUACCCGUGUGGGAACCAGUGCGCCAUCGAUGGACUCUCCGUCAGCAAACCUUACCGUCUGUCACAAGGCUGCAUGCUGUGUUUUGGUCAGUCAACUUUUUUCCGCUUCAACCAUCCAGAAGAGGCCCUGAGGAUGAAGAACAUGUUGCCUGGGGGAAGCCAAACACUAAGCACAACAAAGCCACAACAUUCUGACCCCCGCAGCAUCCUGAAUGGGACCCACCAGGUGUUUUCUAGCAACGGCAGCUCCAAAAUCAGUACCUUAGUGAAAGAUGUCCACGGGAGUCUCUCACAGAAGGUGCCAUCGUCCCCCAAAGCGGCGAAAGCGUCACUUCCUCAGCCCGCUCAGAAUAUGCUCAAUGAUAUAAGCAACGUCACGAGAGAUGAGAGCGCUAGCUCUGUGGGAAAUUCUCCACUCGUGCCUCCUCGGUCCAAUAUGCCUGUGCCUCAUCCGCGGACAUCCCUCUCUACGACCUCAAGCAGUGAGCAGCGAGCACAAGACAGCCCGAAGCUUCUAAGGAAUGUCAGGUCAGAGGUCACAUCAAGCCCCACAAUGCCCAGCAGGGGGUCCGGACAGGGCCUAAGUCACAACGCUUCACCGGCGGCUCCGUCCAGCCCUGGACUGAGAGGUUCCUCCCUUCAGAGGAGACACCCAAGCCCUAGACGAGAACCGCUCCGGACGCCCGAGUCGACCGGAUCCACCAGCCUUCCACCUCUGAGUCCUUACAUGUCCCGCAGAGGGACUCCAGGAUCGCAGAGCGUCAAACCCGUUCAGCAGAGCCCGAAGACUCAUCGCAAAGCCGCGGCCCCCUCGAAGGCUGAGGCCAUGAGGGCCUUUUACGCCCACAAUCCCUCCCCUGUGAACGCAGCAGAGACUGGAAGCAGACAUCAGAGCAACACCCUCAUCCCGGGUCCUCUGUCGCGCUCAUCUCCUGCCACGAGUCCUCGCAGCCAAAGAAAGACCUCUUUUGAGGACAUCGAAUCAUCCAGCAUCCUGUCCAACACUAUGAAAGCUUAUUCCCGGGAGCGCAAGAACAGCAUAUCUGCCAUUAGCGACAAUGAGGAUGAACUUCUGGAGUACCACCGCCGGCAGAGAGAAGAGAGGUUGCGUGAGCAGGAAAUGGAGAAGCUGGAGCGCCAGCGGCUGGAGACCAUCCUGAAUCUGUGUGCAGGGUAUAACCAUGAGGACAACGCGGCAGAGCUGGCGGAGGUGGUGAGGAGUGGACUACUAAGGGGAGGGAGGGGUGCAAGUGGCGAUAUGCAGAGAGGCAAGGAGAUCGAUGAUGAGGCGCAGGCAGAGGAAUCCAGCAGCACCGAGAGCACGCAUCAAGAGUGUGAGGAGGUGCCAGCCAGUCAGGAGCAGAUCUACCUGGAAGAGGAGAGGAGCAAGAUGUUGGCCAAGGUGGAUGACCUGAGGCACAGAGUCAACGAGCUGGAGCAGCAACUAAAAGAGACCAAACAAGAGGUGGAGAUGGAGCAGGCUCUGCUGCAGGCCGAGAGGCAGGCAGAGCAGGAGCAGGUGGAGGCCGAACGGGAGCAGAUUUCUCAGCUUCAGCUCAAACUUAGCCAGUUGAACAAGGCCACUCAGAGGGAGAAGGACAAGGGGAGGGCUAAUGUCUCAGCUGAGCGGAAGGUCCUGGAAAAGCAGAGGAAUGAAUACAAUGAGCUGAAGAGGCAGUGUGAUAAGUGCCCCUUGUCUCUAAGGGAACAGUUACAGGAGCAGCUCAGCAGGUCAAUGCCUUUUAAAGCUGAAGCUCUGGAAGCUGGCUCAAAGCGAUUUGAGGAGCUGGAGUUCUGCCAGCUGGAGGAGGAGAGCAGUCUGGAAGAGCGAAAGGAGACUCAGGCCUCGCAGUUUCUUCAGGAGCAAACUGAGUAUCACUGCAGCGUGGCCAAGAGGAAGGAGAAAAUGGCCACUCUGGACGCUCAGGUGAAGCAACUGGGCUUACAAGCUACUCAUGACUGUGAGAGGAUGGCAAAAGAAAGGGCGGCCACCCUGCAGCUCUUACACAAGGAGCAGGACAAAUUAUGUGCCCUGGAGAACAGGUACCACAGCAUGACUUCUGGUAGGAGCUUCCCAAAGAGCAACAGCAAAAUGACAGAGGAUUUACUCCAUAUCAACGAACCCGAGCUUGUUUAUGAGGACGAGCCCUCGCUUAGCCAUUGUCCUUCCUCUACCUUACACGUCCCUUCCCCUGAAGUCUACCCUGUUAGGCUGCAGGAGGAGUACCUCAGGAUGUCUGAUGUCUAUAAGAUGUAUGGAAACGCUUGUGUGCACCCUCAUUCCUGUUCCCCCGCUCCCCUCGCUGUAGCUGACGCUGUGCCAUGUGAGGACUACAUCACGGUCGGCCAGUUAAGCCACAUAAUUGGAGUGCAGAGACUCGAUCCCUCCUCUUCCUCAUCUAUUACACUUUUCCAACUUGCCUCCUCUGACUCCACCUUCACGUGCCACACAAGUGGCCCUUCCUCCCUUGUCUCUGCAAAGAGCCAGCCCGAGCUGAGUAGGAAUGCAAUGGCUCCUAUUAACCUCGAGCGCUGGUAUCAGGACAUCAUGGCUGCAGGGGAGCCUCCGUCAUGCCCUCCACCACUGCCUGCAAAAUCUUUUUCCGCACGCUGGCAUGGGCAGUUGCUGAAGUCCAAAUCAGACGGUGAAGUUGGUCACACGGCAUCCUGUCCCCCUGUAAGCUACCUUACCACUGCGCCUCACUCCACUCUUACACGUGAUAAAACCUCCAAGGGAUUACAGUUAAUGCUGAGAGAAGAGUCAAAUCCAUUGGACAUGGACUCCAGGAAGCUGAAUAAAGAUCCAUCUCCUACAGUACAUCACUCCAUCUUGCAUCAUCACUGUCCACCUAGCGGCAACCAGGCGUACGACACCUUGAGCCUGGAGAGCUCAGACAGCUUGGAGACCAGCAUCUCCACCAGCAACUCAGCAUGCACCCCAGAAAGUGCUUCCGGCUUGGAGACCCAGAGGUUGGAAGAGAUGGAGAAGAUGUUGAAGGAGGCACAGCAAGAGAAAGCCAGGCUCAUUGAGCACAGAGAGAGGGAGGCGCAGACUCGACGGCAUCUGCUGGAGGAGGAAAGGAAGAGGCGUGAGGAGGCCGAGAGGAGGCUUUUUGAUGAGACGGCCCACAGGAGGAGGCUGGUGGAGGAGGAGGUCAAGAUGAGGGAGAAAAACUUUUCCCAGGCCCGUCCCAUGACGCGCUACCUGCCCAACCUGAAGGAGGAGUUUGACUUGCGUGCGCACGUGGAGUCAUCGGGCCACAGCAUCGACACGUGCCCCUUCGUCAUCCUUACCGAGAAGAUGUGCAAAGGUCAUCUGGUCAAGAUGGGCGGCAAAAUCAAAUCGUGGAAGAAACGCUGGUUCGUUUUUGACCGCCUCAAGAGGAAUUUCUGCUACUACGUGGACAAGCACGAGACCAAGAUGAAAGGACUCAUUUACUUCCAGGCCAUUGAAGAGGUUUAUUAUGAUCACUUACGCAUUGCUACCAAGAGUCCCAACCCGUCUCUGACCUUCUGUGUGAAGACUCACGACCGCCUUUACUACAUGGUGGCGCCAUCCCCGGAGGCCAUGCGGAUCUGGAUGGAUGUCAUAGUAACGGGUGCCGAGGGCUACACGCAAUUCAUGAGCUGAGGGACCUUGCGGAAGGAUGACAGAGGGCGCAGAGCCUGAAAGCGAAUCAGACCGAAGGUGAAAUGGAUGUCACAAGGACACCGAUGAUGUGAAGGCCUGCUGGGCCGCCGAGGGCUUUAAGUCCUGACACAAGUGAUCGAAAAGAAUUCAUGAAGGGGGGGGGCGGGGGGAUCUGCCAGCGUUAGGGAGCGAUUCUCUCCAUCCAUCUCGCCUGUGACAAUUACAUUAUUUUGUAAAAACAACGCAGAUCGUUUUUGAUUGCAGUGUGGUCACUUGUAGCCCUUUCUUGUUUUAUAACUUUUUUAUUUUCUGUUGUGUUACUUUUAAAUAAUUUCAAACACUACAAUGUAAAGGAAAAGUGCUAUUCUUUACGUUGAUUAUUCAUUUGCAACUAGCUGCCAAUUACUUUGUUGUUUAAUCUUUAUAUUGCAGCUUUGAGGAAGAUAUUUUUAUUAUAUCCAUACUUGUCUUUAUUCUACACAAAUAUGUAAAAAAUAAUCCAGAUUACAUUUUAAAGUCUUAUAAUGUAAUUGUAAAUCUACAUAUGUAAAAAUAUAUUAAAAAAAAAAGUAUGGUGCUCCUC
This is a messenger RNA of Syngnathus acus (greater pipefish), 4901 nucleotides long. It is a transcript of the gene phldb1a, whose product is annotated as pleckstrin homology-like domain, family B, member 1a. Bases 401 to 4318 code for a protein of 1305 amino acids. Gene Ontology annotation, cellular component: basal cortex. Gene Ontology annotation, biological process: regulation of microtubule cytoskeleton organization. The record is from RefSeq and is a predicted model, not a curated record. Lineage: Eukaryota; Metazoa; Chordata; Actinopteri; Syngnathiformes; Syngnathidae. Gene Ontology annotation, molecular function: protein binding. The transcript is spliced from 27 exons.